AUGACCGACCUGAAUGUCGAUGGGAUACUUUCAAGUUCACCGCAACCUAUCGUUCAAGAUUUGAAUUCAGAUACGGAAAUGAGUGAUCAGGGGAAGAAGAGGAAGAGGUUAUCACUGCCUGUACCACCAACUUCGGUUAGUCCGUCGGGAUCGAUUAACAAGGGGAAACAACGAGCUGUCACCAUUGGACCCAUUCGAGAUAGUCCAGAACAGGACAGUAGUGCAAGUGCAGAGAACAACAAGAAAGCAAAGGGGAAACUAUCGACUUCUGUUUUGGCUGGUUUUACGAGAAAGGAAAGUAAGUUCGAAAUGAUGCCGAAUCAAGUUGAUUGGUUAAGACGACGAUGUGAACCUUCCCCUCUGGUACCUCCGGAUCAUCCGGACGCUGCCAGGCUUCCUUGUGCAAGAUGUAGACGAUUUGCUAUUGAUUGUGUCAGAGUGAAAGCGGUGAGGAGAAAAGGACCAGCACCAGUUGCUGUGUCCGACGCUGUGCACGGUUAUAGCCAUGGCUCUGGAUUAACCGAACCGGAUACUGCUAGAAGGUCUUCAGCUUUCUCAGAUUUAGAGAGUACUGAUUUUGAACGAAAAUUGUCAAUAUCGUACGUAAGAGUUUACCCUUUGACCCCAUGCCUACACCGACCUACAUUCGUAACCGACCUGACUGCUCGCCGAGACAAAACCGACCCAAUCUUCUUCGCCUUGGCUUUGACCGUCAUCGCCUCGACGUUGGUACAGGUCCCACGCAAUCUUGUAAAUCUCGACAAGAAAGAGGUCGAAGAUCUAGCUAGGAAAUGCAUCAAGGUGGCUCGUGCCAAAAUGGCGCAUAUGUGGGAUGAACCGAUCCCGAUAACGUGCUCGAUGGCCCAAGCAAAUCAGAUGGCAUUGGCUCUCCGUCUGAACGAGGAAAGUCGAGCUCGAACUAUCUGCCUUCCUCUCGAAGAUGCCCAUAACUUGCUUCUUCCCGCCGAAGUCGACGACGAAAUGAUCACCUGCGAUGGCAUCUUACCUCAACCGCCCGAAACAACGCCCUUGAUCACUGGUUUCAAUGUCAACACAAACCUCUUCAGGAUCCUCAACGACGCCAUCCUCAUACAAAGGAGGAAGUCUCCUCGGCUGAUGGAAGAAAUUCUUGCGGAUCUUCAGAAACUCCAAGUGCUGAGACAUAGGACGAUACAGACCUAUCUCACGGUACCGGAUCCCCUGAAGCUUCGCAAAGCUUAUGAUUCUCGCUCUGCCAGCCCCGCAGUCGGCUGGGAGUCGAAACUGCUAGCUCGAUUCGUUGACUUUUUUAGCAAUACACCCAGUGAUAGAGCCCAUGCUCUGAACAGCUAUCUGGUGAUGCAGGGAAACAUCCUUGUGACACAGCAUGUAUUGCGCUUGGUCCUCCUUCAGACUCGUCAAGCGCUGCUCGCACAGCUGGCGUUGUUCACCCCGAUGUUGCCAAGUCCGAUGGGACCCGAAGAGAGCGCGGAGAACAUUGCUUGCGAGCUUUUGGAUGGAUUGAACAGGCAAAAACUGCUGAUGCAAUUCCUUUCAGUCUUGAGUGUCAUCGAAGGAAUGUACACAUUCGGAAGGGAUAUCUCGGCUGAGUAG
This is a messenger RNA of Kwoniella mangroviensis CBS 8507, 1593 nucleotides long. RefSeq lists its product as uncharacterized. The transcript has 9 exons. The coding region runs from base 1 to 1593 and encodes 530 amino acids. NCBI's taxonomy places the organism in Eukaryota, Fungi, Basidiomycota, Tremellomycetes, Tremellales, Cryptococcaceae. The record is from RefSeq and is a predicted model, not a curated record.